Parnassius mnemosyne (clouded apollo) is the source of this 1071-nucleotide messenger RNA. The record is from the annotation of a GenBank genome assembly. Lineage: Eukaryota; Metazoa; Arthropoda; Insecta; Lepidoptera; Papilionidae.
AUGACUCGACCACAACCAACUUUAAGGAGACAGGGGAGAAGAAUGAUUUUUGAUGUUUAUAAUUAUUUUUUAAAAGAAAAUAAUAUAACUGAUUCUCUGAAUAAAACUGCGGAAUCUACGAAAAAGUCUGUAUCCACAGUUAAAAGGAUUGUUAAAGAAAGUAAAAGUUCAGAGUUUAUAGUUACUUUUAGGACCCCUGGUAAAAAGGGGCAACGAAUAAAGCCAGUCACAGGCAUAGACAAUUUUGACAAGGGGGUAAUAAAAGGAUGUAUUCACAAUUUUCAUUUUACUGAAAAUGAAUUACCGACCCUUAGUAAAUUUCUUGCAAAAUUACGUACGUAUAUAAAAUUUGAAGGUUCUGAAAAAAGUCUUCGUCGCAUUAUUAAGGAACUUGGAUUUAAAUGGAAAGCCACUGAGAAUAAUAGGAAAGUUUUAAUAGAAACAUCAGCCAUCACAUUGUUAAGAAUAAAUUACUUAGAAAAAUUAAGACAGUACCGACAACAAAACAGACCAAUUGUAUACACAGAUGAGUCAUAUGUUAACGCUACUCACACCACAACGAAAGGUUGGACAGAUGGGUCAAGUAAAGGAAUAAAAAAACCCUUAUCAAAAGGGCAACGUGUUGUGAUAGUACAUGCCGGAUCGGAGACUGGUUUUGUGCCUAACGCUUUGUUACCGUUCAAGUCAGGUAUGAAGUCCGGGGACUAUCACGAAGAUAUGAAUUUUGAGGAUUGUGAGAAGUGGAUUCGAACUCAAUUGAUACCGAAUCUUCUCCAACAUUCAAUUAUAGUUGCAGACAAUGCAUCAUACUAUAAUAAGGAAUAUGACUUAGCACCAAACGCGAAUUUAAGGAAAGCUGAUAUGCAGGCUUGGCUUUCAGAAAAAAGAAUAACAUUUACGUCUGAAAUGUUGAUGUCUCAAUUAUACCAAUUAAUAAAAAAUAACAAAGAUCGCUUCAAAACAUUUAGUAUAGACAAGAUUUUUAAAGAACAUGGUCAUGACGUACUUCGCCUGCCUCCCUACUACCCAGAUCUGAACCCUAUAGAAAUGGCAUGGGCAGCAAUAAAGUAA